Messenger RNA from Rana temporaria (common frog), 419 nucleotides. RefSeq names its product succinyl-CoA:3-ketoacid coenzyme A transferase 1, mitochondrial-like. The transcript is spliced from 3 exons. The coding region runs from base 16 to 261 and encodes 81 amino acids. The record is from RefSeq and is a predicted model, not a curated record. Lineage: Eukaryota; Metazoa; Chordata; Amphibia; Anura; Ranidae. Gene Ontology annotation, cellular component: mitochondrion. Gene Ontology annotation, molecular function: succinyl-CoA:3-oxo-acid CoA-transferase activity.
UUUUUGACUAACACGAUGACUUCUGCUUUAUUACAGGGAGGAGCGCACAAAAUUUUGGAACAAUGUAACUUGCCUCUUACUGGUAAACAGUGUGUGGAUCGUAUCAUUACAGAGAAGGCUGUCUUUGAUGUGGACAAGAAGAACGGGCUAACUUUGAUUGAGAUCGGUGAAGGUCUUACUGUAGAAGACAUCAAAAAAUGCACAGGCAGCGACUUUAAAGUUUCUCCAGACCUUCAGCCUUUACAGCAGAUCAGUGAAUAAGAUUCAUGGAGUCUUCCUUAUCGGUAACCAACUGAAACAACGUUUUCUGAUGGCAAAGCGAAGCGGAAAUUUGUAAUAAGGACUUUUUUUACCAUCACAGAUGAAUUGUUACAGGGGAUGAGGGGGCUGUGUCAUUUAUUAAAACUUUUGAUGAGAAA